Messenger RNA from Dissoconium aciculare CBS 342.82, 1068 nucleotides. RefSeq lists its product as uncharacterized. The record is from RefSeq and is a predicted model, not a curated record. NCBI's taxonomy places the organism in Eukaryota, Fungi, Ascomycota, Dothideomycetes, Mycosphaerellales, Dissoconiaceae. The transcript has a single exon. The annotation marks the transcript as partial.
AUGGGAAGGUUAGCGCACCUUGCGCGACUCGCGCUCGGGAGAUCGGCAUUUGAGGACCUCGCAAACGAUCAAGAAGUAAACGGCGCGAAUGCGCUCGACGAUGAGAAUCAGCAGCAGUAUGAUGCGAAAGGCAGACCGCUCAAUCCACGAAGCCUCGAAUUGGAUGCAGAACUACGCCAUGCUCAGAAUGAAAUCUUAGCUAUCGUCGGCGUCGUGGAGAAGAAGGACAAGAUCAUCCGCGACGGCGAAGAGAGUCACCGACUAAUGAGACAUACCCGUCAUCACAUCUUGAAGGCCGAAGAUGACAUUGGCGACGGCAUUAGUACGGUCAUGCUUCUAUAUCCAAUAUUACAUAUGUGGGUCGGCGGCUUCAUCGCCCGGCUUCAGAUAGGCUUGUACCCUUCCCACAUGUCGUUGUCCUCGAUAUUGACGCAUGAGUGGCAUGCUCUCAGUCAAGUUGGUCUGGUCGGAGGGGUUCUGCGGUUAUUUCCUGGCUUGUGCGCUCUAUUUCGAGCAAUCUUCUUGGACAUUCCUAUUCUACUCGCAACCGACCAAAUCGUGGGGCGCGCGCAAAACUAUUUCAUAGCUGGCAAUCUUGUACGACCAGCAAUAGAGCGGCAAAUUUUUACUGCACUGCCUUUUCUCGGGGUUGGGGUGUCACUGAUGUUUGAAUUUGCUCUGUGGCCUAUUACAAUCUAUGCUGAUGCACAGCGAUUGGGUUUUGCUCCCGUCAGACCAUUUGCAUCCACGUUUUGGCCUACAAGCAUCUUACCAGCCUAUCGCCUUGCCUGGAAGCCGCUUGUUUCUGCUGGGAAGCUUGGAAGGUUGUUGACACCGGCGGUGCUGAUGAUCCUCUAUCACAGUUGCUACAAGGAUGGACCCACGAAGGCAUCAACACCUAUUGGCCCGCAAAGUCCGGUGUUUUGCUUGUUCACGUCCUAUCGCAAUCCGCCCAUAGAUGAUGGAUACAAGCAGGUGGAGAAACCAACAUUCAUCUCCGAUCCCUUCGGAUGGACCGUACAUCGAAAUUAUCUCAUACGUACGUCGAUUCUGAAGUGGCUGGGAUGG